Molecule: messenger RNA, 2079 nt
Organism: Saccostrea cuccullata (small rock oyster)
Lineage: Eukaryota; Metazoa; Mollusca; Bivalvia; Ostreida; Ostreidae
Exons: 2
Coding region: 102-1775 (557 amino acids)
Molecular function (GO): zinc ion binding
Source: RefSeq, a predicted model, not a curated record
GAAUAUCGGAACUCCAAACUUGUGGAACUCUUUUAAAAAAGAAGUCACGAAAAUGACGCGUAACUUGGGCAACUUUUGUAAACAAAUCGGUAGCUAAUCUAAUGGCAGAGAACGAAUCAUUUCUUGUGCAAAAAUCUUUGCCCGAUUUAAAGAAAUUUUUGACAGAUCGUGGUAUAAGGGUAUCGGGCUACAGGAAACAUGAGUUAUUAGACUUAGCUCGCGAAGCAUGUAGACAAAAUUUGCAGCCAAAAUGCGAUUUAGCACAAGAAUCUGCAGAUCGACUGAAACGUAGGACUGUCCAUGGCGUAACAUAUCCACAUCCCAAUUCCCAAAAUAUUAAAUGGGAUGAUUGUUUAGAUAAAAUACCGUCCAUUGAGGCUUAUGAUAUUCAGUAUUAUUUAAAAACCAGUUGCCUGUGGACAAAUGAAAGACUGAAAAAUUACAAAUCCGACAACAGCUACCGCUUGCAUUCAAAUGGUCACAUUAGUAACGUGGCCAUGUCCAAACUCGACUCUAAUCUCUGCUAUAUCAGAGGUUCAUCCACUCCAGAGGAACGACAGACAGCCGAGCCCUACAAAAUGUGGUUGUUGGUACAAGAGAAUGGAACAAUUGUCUCUGGAGAGUGCACAUGUGUUGCUGGUGAUGGUACAUGUAAGCAUAUUGCUGCUUUGCUGUUUGGACUUCAACAAUUUUGCCUAGGACUGAAUGAUCGAACAGAGAUUGGUGUCACUGAUAAAAAGGCUAAGUGGACAAAACCUGUGAGGUCAACAAGACCAGUAAAAAUUACUGACCUUGAUCUAAGACAGCAACCAAACAACCAACCUCAGCCCAUGGCAUGUGAUGAAGAAUACACACCUGUUACUAAUGAACAACUAAACAAUCGAACUGAAAAAGAGAUAUACAAACUUUUAAAAGCAGAAAAAUUGGCUGCAUGUGCAGCAUAUACCCUAUCUGAUAGUUCUGAUUCUGAGUAUGAAUUUGAAGAAGGUGUGUGUGAGAAUGUGACUGAAUUUGCUCAAAAUUUUUAUAUGAUAAAUCCAAAUGCUUCCUUUGAGGAAUUUGUUGAUGGUCUUAGAGUUUAUUUUGACAGAAAUCUUGCAGUCAAAAUUUCAAAAAGUACAGUUGCUCAAAACUCAUCAGAUGUAUGGCAUCAUCAAAGAGCAGGUCGCAUUACUGCAUCAUCUGUGUUUAACUGUCUGCAUUUCAGUGGUCGGAAUGAAAAUGGUAGCCUUGUUACACAAAUUCUUUGUAAAAAAUAUGCUACUUCAGAAUCUAAUUGUAUUCCUGCACUUGUACAUGGUAGAAAAUAUGAAGCAAAAGCUAGAGAUAUGUAUUUAGAGUUAAAUGGGAAAAUUCACACUAAUCUUAGAUAUUCCAGUGCAGGCCUGAUAAUCGAUGAUGAGCUUCCUUUCAUUGGUGCCUCACCAGAUGGUUUACUAGAGUGUGAUUGUUGUUUACCAGGGUGCCUCGAAAUUAAAUGUCCAUACAAGUGUAAAGAUAAAAAUCCAAAGGAGGCAGCAGCAUGUGAUUUAAAAAAUUUUGAACUAAGAAAUGGAUUUCCUGUUUUAAAGAAAAACAGUAACUCACCAUAUUAUUGUCAAAUGAUGUGUCAAAUGGCUGUUACAAAACGUACCUAUUGUGAUUUUAUUUUGUACACACACUCAGGCAUUUUUUCUGAAAGAGUGUUCUUCAAUGGACAAAUAUGGGGAUGUAUGAAAGAAAAAAUUGUCAAGUUUUAUAAGACAUUUAUAUUUCCAAAAAUCAUCAUCAAUUGAAUUUAUUAUUAUGCAAUUUUAUAUUUAAAAAAUUAAAGAAGUUUUUCAAAACAUAUCCAAAUCAGUCAUUUUUUUUCCUACAUGCUUAGAAUAUUGCAGACUUAGUGCAGCAUUACGGAACAAUGAUAAAAAAGAUUUGUCCUUCAUAUAAACUUUUAAUCAGUAAAUCUGUAAUAAUAGAUUUGUCAAUAUAACAGUACAUAACACUAACAUAAAACUUCCUUCAUUCAAAACAGUGAACUAUAUAAAUAUCAAAUAAAUAAUGUGAAAGAAUGAACUUUUGCAACAAAAUUUAAGUUGUUGC